Molecule: messenger RNA, 441 nt
Organism: Haemonchus placei
Lineage: Eukaryota; Metazoa; Nematoda; Chromadorea; Rhabditida; Trichostrongylidae
Source: the annotation of a GenBank genome assembly
AUGUUGCUAUUGUAUUCUACAUGGAGCGACAAUUAUAUUCAAGACUCGAGUGUCCGUCAAGCUAAUGAUCUUCAAUGGAAGGUGGGUCCAACUAACAUAAUUUUCGAGGACAAGGAAUUGGAGAAGACUCCUCUUGGAGAUGCAAUUGACUCUUUGAUGGUUCGCUGGGCGCAACUUCUUUCAAAUGUGUCUUCACGUUCUCCAGUUCCGGCUCCAUCGACCAUUGAUCAUGUGAAGGAAGUAGUGGAAAUAUCGAUGUAUCAUUUCCGCGACUCCUGCUUGGAUGUUUGUUCUGAAUUCACGAAAAUAGACCUGCAGUGGCAGCUUGAUCAUCCAGAAGAAGAAUUAAAAGGACUGGAUGAUGCCCUUAUUCGUCAAGAAACUUUACUUGCCCGAGCGCAUGGGAUCCUUGACCGGCGAUGCAAGGAGUUUUUCGUUUGA